This is a messenger RNA of Hylaeus volcanicus, 6816 nucleotides long. RefSeq names its product neuropeptide SIFamide receptor. The record is from RefSeq and is a predicted model, not a curated record. Gene Ontology annotation, cellular component: membrane. The transcript has 3 exons. Gene Ontology annotation, biological process: G protein-coupled receptor signaling pathway. Gene Ontology annotation, molecular function: neuropeptide Y receptor activity; peptide binding. NCBI's taxonomy places the organism in Eukaryota, Metazoa, Arthropoda, Insecta, Hymenoptera, Colletidae. Bases 1947 to 3386 code for a protein of 479 amino acids.
AGUUUUUUCUAUCGGUUAAAAUUGCAUCGAAAGCAUUUCACUAAAAAAGGCGUAAACACUUCGAAUGUUUAUUCGGAUUAAAAAGCGCGAAUUCACCGUUGCGCGUGGGAAAAACAUUUCAAUAUUGUUUUUAAUUACUUUUAAAUAUUCGUAAUAUGGUUCGUAAUUCUAUGCGAUCAUAUUACAAGAGAAACAGAAAAGGUUUGUCACUUCGCAAUUCCAGGACUGAAAUGUCUGAAGUAAAGCUUGGCUGUAAUAUUUGAAGUGAAAUUCGGUUGGACUCAGUCAGAGAAAUAGCUGGCGCAAAUGUUUUUCUUUUUUUUUCUUUCUUUUUUUUUUGUGCUUUCAUACAGUACUUUGCCCAGCACUGCUGAAAUUACGAAACUUUUUCCACUACCCUACCUCGCAGUCUGUGUUCCCCCGUGAGUAAUUAAUAGAUUGCCUACGAAUUCAUGCAGCGAGUAUUUUAAUCUGCAGAAGUAUUAAAAUAUUACGAGUUUAAUAUAAUGAAAUAAUAUAAUAUAAAUUUCUGGAGACCUGCGAUUAGCGAAAUUCUUUGUCAGUUGCGAAGGCGAACGAAACUCCUAUCUGAAUAACAAUUUUGGAUAUCGACCCUGGCAACUAUUGGAUUUUUGUUAUUUCAGAGUCAAAUGUCAAAAACAGUAUUUAUUAUAUUUUUCAUCGCACUCUUCUGCACUCAUAGAUCUAGAAAAAUGAUUGCUCCUAUAACAAAAGCGAAUCUACUGUUCAUUCCCCCUCUAAAUAUCCACAAAUUUCGACUACCAUUCAAAACAAACAUAUAGUAAAACAUAUAGUAAAAUAAUAUGUCACUAAUCGUCUCAUUUGCCAGCUCGAUGAGUCCCCGUUCUUCUAAGCCAACAUCGAAUCUCAACCUCAACGCUAUUCCGCUCCGUACGCGAACUUAUAUGCCUCGAUAUUAAAGAAUGCAUACAACAGAACCACGCACGAGAUGAUGGCGGCAAGGGUUCGCUUUGUGUCGAAUCGUAACAGGUACUUCAACGAGGAUUUUAAUCAACGCAAAGGGCACACUUCCAUUUCACGAUAACAAUCGCGAGUCGGCGACAGAGCCGACCUUGGAUAAAUAUUUUUAUUUCGUUACUCGGGUGAGAAUUUCGGCCAGCGGUGCCCGCCGCGAUCGCAGGGAUCCCCUUGUUUCCCUACCAUCGCUCGUAGAUCGCAUGCGGGUGCAUGUGCCGGUGGAUGUUGCACAUGCGCGGUGGUCCCGCGUCGCCAGACAGCCCGCUGCUACGGGUGCAUCUCGCGGCAGUUCGCAGUCGUCUUCUAAGCCAGGCUCAUUAGUCACUCAGCACUCAGUCGGAACACAUUUUCGUGAAUCGUACUCGUUGCUCGGCGAACUAUCCCACUGAUCCAUCCGACACCUGCCUCUCCUAUCUUCAUCCUUCCAUCAUCCUCCAUCGAAAGCACGCGUUAUCAGUCGCCGUAGGAGAGAAACGGCGCUCGUUGUUUGCCACCCGCCGUGUUCCACUAGCCAGUUUGCCCGCGAGGGGAUGCAACUGAACUCGAUGGGCUCCCCUGCACGUGCCAGCUGACUCUCGAGGAGCGUCGAACUCGAUACGACCACGCGCUCGCUCCCUUCUUUCCCCGAACGGAAAUCCCCGUGAUUCCACCCGCCCAGUCGUCGAGACGCUUCCCAGUCUCUCCGCGAGUUUUCCCCGUACCCCAGGAAUGACUUCCGUCCUGUUCGCGUGAGGAUUCGUCGACGACAGUCACCCGAGCGCCGAUGAUCGGGGGUGGGGGCCAAAGUGUCGAGGUUCCUCGAGAAGAUCCCUAAAGGCAGAGUUCGGUUUCAUUUGGUUCGGAUAGUUGGUGGAUCCAGGUGGAUCUAGGUGGAGCCAGACGAUCGCGGUGAAAAGCCAGGUCGUCGACACGACGGGAACUACGCGAGGAACCAACAUCCGCGUCCCAUGGUCGAAACCACUUCGGACCAACGCUUCACGAUCAAGUUCCCCAUGCUGCAGCCACCGUCUCCCCUCCUGGAGAUGGCAUCCCUGCGACUACCGGACUCCGAGGAGUUCGACGCCGACACGCGCCGCAGGAGUAACAAUGCCAACGUCCAGCCAACGACCGUCGCGGCCGUUCCACCGGCCACCCUCCUGCAGAUGAGGAACGACUUCGGAAACUACCUGAACAACCUCAUAGCGGAGGCCAUCACGACCAACCCGAGGACGACGCUGGACGAGCACGGUGGGCUGUUGAACGCUAGUAAAACGGUGAACCUCUCCACCGCCGAGCAGAUACCCGAUCGCCUUUACAGGCACAGUAUGGCUAUGUCCGCGGUCUAUUGUGUCGCUUACGUCCUGGUAUUCGUCGUCGGUCUGAUAGGUAACAGUUUCGUCAUCGCCGUGGUGUAUCGGUCCCCGCGCAUGAGGACUGUCACGAACUUCUUCAUCGUCAACCUCGCGGUGGCCGACGUCCUCGUUAUCGUGUUCUGUCUGCCUGCCACCUUGAUGAGCAACAUCUUUGUUCCAUGGAUCCUGGGGUGGUUCAUGUGCAAAGCAGUCACUUAUAUACAGGGCGUUUCUGUGGCGGCCUCUGUCUACAGUCUUGUUGCGGUUUCCUUGGACAGGUUCCUGGCGAUCUGGUGGCCGCUGAAGUGUCAGAUCACGAAGCGCCGCGCUAGGAUGAUGAUAGUCGUGAUCUGGGUCGUCGCCCUCACCAUUACGCUGCCGUGGCUGCUGUUCUUCGACCUGGUGGCCAUCUACGAGAGCGAGCCGGACCUCAGGCUCUGCCUGGAUAGGUGGCCUCACCCCGAAGAUGGCACCCUCUUCUUCCUCAUCGGCAACCUGACGUUCUGCUACGUUCUCCCCACGAUUCUGAUAUCCCUUUGCUACAUCCUGAUCUGGAUCAAGGUAUGGCGAAGGCACAUACCGACCGACACGAAGGACGCUCAGAUGGAGAGGAUACAGCAGAAGUCGAAGGUGAAAGUGGUCAAGAUGCUGGUGGUGGUGGUGAUCCUAUUCGUCCUAUCCUGGUUGCCGUUGUACGUAAUCUUCACAGUGAUCAAGCUCGGCGGCGAUGAAGAGGAGCGAGAGGAGGAGAUUCUGUCCAUCGCCACGCCGAUAGCUCAAUGGCUAGGCGCCAGCAACUCCUGCAUCAACCCCAUCCUGUACGCGUUCUUCAACAAGAAGUAUCGCCGUGGUUUCGUCGCGAUCAUGAAGAGCGGGCGCUGCUGCGGCAAGAUCAGGUAUUACGAGACGGUAGCCAUCAUGUCCUCCUCGACGAGCAUGAGGAAGUCCUCCUACUACGUCAACAACAACAACUCGUCGACGAGACGGGCCUGCCACGGACCCCCUGUUCACCAGGACAGCAACGUUUCCUACAUAUUCAAUCACACCGGCGUCUAAGCAACGAGUCCAGUCCUAAAGAUAUCUGAUGUUCGGUUAUUCCGAGGCUGGCUGCCCGGAACGGGUUUCAAGCGAGCCGGUCCGAGGUUCCAGGUCACGCUGAUCGCAACCGAUUGUCGCUCGGAUCGGAUAGUCGUCGAUAAGGGGGUCAAACGAGCACUGCUGCCAGCAGCUUUUCGCUAGCGCUACAUCGCGGCGAGGAUCGGUUUACGUAAUCGCGGUUGCUGGCGAGGAACAGUGUUCCUCGACUCCGUCGUUUUGUAUUUAUCGCGUGAAUUGUAUUUUGUUGAGCGAGAACCAACUCUGGCGGCUCGUGGGGCUCGUCGUUCUCGUGGAUCCCGCGACGUGUCCGAGGUCGAAGGCUUCGGGAUACGUCGCAGGAAACUUUCCACGAGCAUCUUUCUAGAUUUCUAAGGAAUCCACGAACAAAGGGACCUUAGCCGCUGGCUUGACAUUUGCGUGUGCGACAGCGGCGAGCGAGAGGAGGAAGUGGUGAGUUGGUCAGGCGACGAGGAAGAGAAUCGAAAAGAGAUCGAGCUUCUCGUCACUGGACAUAGGGCGACAGUUGCUGAGGAUUCUUGACCUUCUAGGAGGAAGCCAUCAACCAAAACGCUUGCCGAAGAAGACGGAAUAUUGGUUGAUGCAGGAGCUGGUGGCUCCCCCCUAGAGUAGCAAGAAUUAUUCGGACCUAGUAUAAUUAAUCUUGGGGAAGGGGGGGGGGGGCAUGUGGCACACCCGGUAGAUAACUGUUGCUCUUCCAGGAGGAAGCCAGGAAUUAAGGCACCUGAUGAAGAACGCUGAGUUUGCGCAGAAGCUGGUGGCUCCCUCCUAGAGUAGCAAGAGUCAUUCGGACCUAGUAUAAUUAAUCUUGGGGGGGCAUGUGGCACACCAGGUAGAUGCCUGUUGCUCUUCCAGGAGAAAGCCAGGAAUUAAGACACCUGGGUUUACGCAGAAGCUUGUGGCUCCCUCCUAGAGUGGCAAGAGUCAUUUCAACAAGGUGUCCCCAUCGAUCUCCGUCAGCGAAUUGUUGACACCUUGCGACUGGAAAAUAGAACGAUGUCGACUCGUAGGCCCUUAAUUAAACACCGCAGAACUUUAUCCGUGCAUAACACCCGUUACUUUGCACUUGCGCAGCGUGUACGAUCUAGAGGAGGACGCAUGGUGGGUGACAGAGCGAGUGCUGAACAUUACCUCCUCGUACGAGAUAAAAUACAGAUUACUAGGUAUUCUACUUGUACUUAUCGUAGCACGGUCGGCUCCAACAGUUAUAUACACAUAUAUUUUCUUAUUGGAACGUUAGACGAUUCUAGUCUUUUUGGGAUUACUUAAGGUGCCAUACGUUACAUAUGCCUAUAUAAAUUACUCUCGAGACUAUAGAUUAAGGCGGGCCCGCGCGUCAAGCGACCAGGAGUGCACAAGGACGGUCCUAUUGUUAACCGAUUCGAAUGAAACAAUUAACGAUUCACGCGCUUUUUCGUCUAUGCCGCGUUAUCAACGUUGCCCGUCCCCUCUCCCUGCCAGCCCAACCUUCGCCUGUCCCCGUCCCAGACCAUCUCUACACCCACCCAACCAGCCCUGUGUCUACGUGUCCCAGAGAAAGGCGGAAGUGACCGACUUACCGUUUUGUCUCGAAUUAUUCUCGAUCGAUUACACGUGCGACGAAUUAACGCGGUCACUGGCGACAAUAACGACCUUUUACGCUCCGAGAGGUUGAGCUCUUGUCACGGAGCUGGUUCAGAGACCAUGUUGCGUACCAGUCGCAAAUGGUCGACGAUCGCUGCUCCUGUAUGGUUUCAUCCAUUGUAAUAUCGUUGAAGGAAGAGUAAAGAGGCUCGAGUAUUCGCGACCGUUUGUCACGUGUACGUAUUUUUUUUCUCUUUUUUUUUUCUUUCUAGAAGUCGAUCUCACCGAUUGAAUCGUAGAGACAAUUAUAUCGCGCGUACUUUCGUGCCGGAUGCAACCCGCGGUUGGCUCGUCAGCAUGGGAAGACGGUGAUUACGAUGGUUUCGGUCGGACUGUGUCGAAGAUUCGAAGAUCGAUGGUACUGCCAGGAUUUCAAAUUCUAAUUAAGGCAGGGACUAUUCGUCCAUCAGAAACUUUGACUCUAUUAGUAAGUCGAAUCCACUAAUAAAUAAAAAAAUAAAAUGAAUGAUUUCUCCUUGGAGCUCGCCUCUCAUUAACCCUUUGCACACCGAAUUAUAUUUCAAUUUCGUUAUCAGCAGCUCCCAAUACUUUCAAGUGUUUCAUUUGAAAUUCAAUUUAACUAAAAAUUAAGGCAAUUUAAAUGAAUAAAGAAAGAAACAAAUUGAUUUACAUACCAGUUUUAUUCUCACUUUUGGUGUAUUUUGUAAUUUUCAAGUGUAUAAUAGCUCUUGAAACAAUUUCCUUUACUAUUGAUUCUGAGACGACAGAAUGUCGCGUGGGGACUCGACAUAGGAGUGCAAAGUGUUAAUAAGAGUAUCAAAUUAACUUUUCCCACGAGGCAGACACGAAUUAAACGAUUCGAAUAGUCCCAGCGUUAUCAUCGUUCAGACAUUCGCCAGUGCUGCCGACACGUCGAUCUUUCCUUGACGGUUUCUCCUGAGAUUUACGCAUCACGCUGACGGGCCCUAAUCGGGGUUUCAGUCGACUUUUCGCGAAUUUUCCGCAACCACCUCAGAUGUCAGAGGACAAACAUCCGUCGGUUCGCGACGGAUCGUUUUCGCGUGAAUCGCGUGCCAGGAUUGAAAAAGAAAUUCGUGUAUCGUUCGCCCUGCGUAGACUUCCAACGAUCCAACGAACGAGCCCAGCGGUAUUCCGCAUAAUUCACGGGGGAACCGGCGCACUCGCGGUUGCAACCAACCGUCGAGCUUUACUCCCGGGCACUUUGUAAAAACGAGUUUAAAAAAAAAAGUAUAUACGAAAAACAAUGAAACCAAAAACUUGUAAAGAUGGCAACGUCGUGUAAGAGCUGUGGGAUUUUAUGAUAGAGCAACUAUUUUCGUAAGGUUUUUAUACGUGGCGAGACAGGAUCUAGAUGUAACCGAAAACGUGCGAAGUAUAAUGUAUAGACGGUCGUGAGAUACCUUAAUUCAUAUCUAUUGUGGCUCAAAGGAUGCCGGCGAUGUCGCGUGACGCAACAUAAAUAGGAUUAAGAACGAUUAUACUGCUUAGGGUAACAAAGAAACAAGUACAUACACAAACAAAAAUAUGGAGAUAAAGAGAAGACAAUUGUAUAACGGAGGGCCCACGUUUGAGGAAACAUUAUAAAAUCUCGAGGAGCGACUGUAUACGCACUAAACGUGACUAAGUAUUUAAGUUUGAAACGACGUACCGCAUAAGAAUUGUAAUGUUUAUAUAGUAUUAUAUUACACGUGGAACUAAACGUCUAUCUGCUGUCUCUAUGUAAAUAUGUAUCUUACCGUACGUAAGUGUAUAUUAUAUACAUAUA